Messenger RNA from Rhincodon typus (whale shark), 1107 nucleotides. It is a transcript of the gene sec13, whose product is annotated as SEC13 homolog, nuclear pore and COPII coat complex component. Gene Ontology annotation, cellular component: COPII vesicle coat; nuclear pore outer ring. The coding region runs from base 1 to 1092 and encodes 363 amino acids. The record is from RefSeq and is a predicted model, not a curated record. Gene Ontology annotation, molecular function: structural molecule activity; protein binding. Gene Ontology annotation, biological process: COPII-coated vesicle budding; protein import into nucleus; positive regulation of TOR signaling. The transcript has 8 exons. Lineage: Eukaryota; Metazoa; Chordata; Chondrichthyes; Orectolobiformes; Rhincodontidae.
AUGGCGCUGUGUCACCUUAGCAACACGAGACACUGGCACAGUGAUGGGCAUGAGAUGCAACAGCAAGACACAAUCACUGAACUGGACUGCAUGGGUGGAGGUAACUAUACAGUUUCUGGUACCGUUGCCUUUCCUGGUGUUGACCGACCUGGUGACAGGCUCUCAGACCCUCUUCAGGAUCAGGUUUCUGUAAUUAAUACCGUGGAUACAUCCCAUGAGGAUAUGAUUCACGAUGCACAGAUGGAUUACUACGGCACCCGUCUUGCAACAUGCUCCUCUGACCGAUCUGUGAAGAUAUUUGACGUUAAAAAUGGAGGCCAGAUCCUUAUUGCUGACCUGAGGGGCCAUGAAGGUCCUGUAUGGCAAGUGGCAUGGGCUCACCCGAUGUAUGGCAACAUCUUGGCUUCUUGUUCCUAUGACCGGAAGAUCAUCAUCUGGAAGGAGGAAAAUGGAACUUGGGACAAGAUGUAUGAAUACACAGGACAUGAUUCUUCUGUCAACUCAUUGUGCUGGGCUCCUCACGAGUUCGGGUUGAUCCUUGUCUGUGGUAGUUCUGAUGGUGCAAUCUCGGUGCUUUCAUACUCGGGCGACGGUCAGUGGGAAAUGAAGAAAAUCAGCAAUGCGCACACGAUUGGUUGCAAUGCCGUCAGUUGGGCUCCAGCAGUUAUACCCGGGAGUCUUGUGGACCAACCUUCAGGGCAGAAGCCAAAUUAUGUCAAGCGAUUCGUGUCGGGAGGUUGUGACAAUCUGGUCAAAAUAUGGAAAGAAGAGGACGGUCAGUGGAAAGAGGAUCAAAAGCUUGAAGCUCAUAGCGACUGGGUUCGAGAUGUUGCCUGGGCUCCAUCUAUUGGACUUCCCACGAGCACCAUUGCCAGCUGCUCCCAGGAUGGCAGAGUUUUUAUCUGGAUUUGUGAGGACCCUGCUGGGAAUACAUGGACGCACAAACUCUUGCACAAAUUCAAUGAUGUAGUGUGGCACGUCAGCUGGUCCAUCACUGGGAACAUCUUAGCCGUUUCUGGAGGUGACAACAAGGUAUGGUUUCUUGCUUUGGACGGGUCUGUUACCCGAAUGAAUAAUGUGUGCAAGUUCUGAAUUUCUGAAGAGAUA